Messenger RNA from Schistocerca americana (American grasshopper), 1703 nucleotides. Its product is annotated as collagen alpha-1(XXII) chain-like. The transcript has 3 exons. Lineage: Eukaryota; Metazoa; Arthropoda; Insecta; Orthoptera; Acrididae. Bases 31 to 516 code for a protein of 161 amino acids. The record is from RefSeq and is a predicted model, not a curated record.
CCAGGCACGAAGAGAGCCAGAUGAGGCGCCAUGCAUUCGGCGACCAGACCGUUCCGCACCCUAGCGGUGCUGAUGUUGAUCUCGGUGUCUGUGCUGGAGGGUGCAACGCAACCAGGAACGACCACCGAGGGACUGGACAUCUACAACGAAGACUGCGCUCCCGGCCCGCCCGGUAAACCUGGUCCACCUGGAGGUCCUGGGUAUUUCGGGCUGCCGGGGAGGAAGGGGGAUCCUGGGCUGCCUGGCCGACCUGGAAUUCCUGGCCAAAUUGGACCUCCCGGACCACGCGGCAGUCCUGGACCGGCACUGGAUGCUGCUUCAGCGGUGAAAUCUGCGGCGUGCAACCAGAGUGAAGACUUGCAGAAUCUGGAACAGAUUCUUUACGAGCUGCGAGUGCAACAAGAGAAGUCACUCCACCAGCUUCGUCUAACAUAUGAGAAGGUACUGCACCAGGUGAGGGCCGCCUUCAUAGGCUGCAAGUGCAGUUCCCAACGGCAUGUGCUCCCACCACAGUGAACUUGGUAGUUUGGAUUGCUGCCUGCACAUCCUGGAUGCAGCAACUCGAUGUGCACUGUCCUGUAGCCUUUCUUUGUAUGUCCAUUAUGUAUAUAGGGUAUUUGACUAUUAUAGGUACAAUAGAAAGGGACGAGUAGACAACAAUGAAACAAGGAAAUAAUCAUAAUAAAUAAAGAUCGAGAUACCAAUGGGUUUCUCAGUACGAUGUAUGUACAGGCUGUCAUGCUAAUGUUACAGCACUGUUAACAUUCAAGGCUACGUUUAUUACGAAACACCGCAAAUGCGGCGUAAAUUACAAAGUUAUUAUCUGCCCUCGUUUGAUUUUAUCAUCAGUCCAGAUACCGAAGAACUGGUAAAUAGCGUUUCAACGACAAAUGUAUUGGUAGUGGUUUGGCAACAUAUUUGACCUUCAUGGUCACCUGACUUGAAUCGGUUGAAUAUUUUUCUGGGGGAAUAUUUAUAAGCUUCGGUUUUUUGCAGCCCUGUAGACGGUGGUGAUGUAUUGCCAGAGCGUCUUGUGGUUGGUUGUCAGUGCACUCGGAAAACGACUGGGAUCUUUGGAUGCGUACAGGCUGUGAUGGGGAGACUUGUUGAGGCCUGCCUUCAAAAGGACGGUGGCCACGAGGAGAAUUUGUUGUAAAGUGGAGGUUAUUAUUUGCAAAUUUGUAGUUUUGCUCUGGUUCAAGUACUCAGUUGUAAUACAUCUUAUAGGGAACUGGUUGAUUUCCAGACCUAUGCUUACUUUGACUAUUUGCAUAUUUUACUACCCUUUACUUGCGCCUUUCGUUUGUAUCUAUAACACUAGCUAAAUACCCAAUUUUUUUCGCUUACUUAUUGACCCCAGUCUUGUAUUAAAUAAGAAGAGGAGUAAAAUCAGUUCAUAAUGUAAAGUCACAUUUGUUAUAUAAAUAAAACUCCUUUUCUUGCGGUAGAAUUGGUGUUUAAUUUCCCAGAUGUGUUCCGACUUUUAAACUGAAGAUUUCAAUGGAUGCUCUGUAAUAAUGUAAUUAUUGAUUUAAUAAAAUUUCACAUCCUAUUUGUCGUAAAACUAAAUCAUACUUAAGUUAAUUUUUGCCUGUUCUGACAAUAACUUUGCUUCCUGUGGGUUUUAUUUGUAAUUUGAUAUUUAAUAGUGGUAUAAAUCAUUUUGUCACAAGCUAAUAAACAAUUUUAUUUCUGUUUGAUAA